Molecule: messenger RNA, 3748 nt
Organism: Rubroshorea leprosula
Lineage: Eukaryota; Viridiplantae; Streptophyta; Magnoliopsida; Malvales; Dipterocarpaceae
Source: the annotation of a GenBank genome assembly
CGGCGACGGUAACGGAACAGGAUCGUUUUCUUUAGCCCCAAGCCAAUCCUUCCCUACAUAUACUCUCCUCUCGCCAUUUCUACUCCAUUGUAGGGUCAGUUUCCCUCUUCAGAACCCCAAUCAAAUACUACUUAACCAGUACCCACUAAAGGAAACCCCUCAAAUUCCGAUAUUGAAGCUUCUUCAUCAGGUUCAGUAGAUUUAAUUCAGUUUGGUUCGUUGCCGGUGGUUACGGAUAUUGGGUAUUCGACGCCUCUUGAGAAUAUGGGUUCUCAAGUUCGGUGUGACAGAAGGGAUAGGUCGAGAUUUCCUGUCCAGAAUGCUCGUCAAGAAUGGGUACCAAGACGAUCCGGCAUUUCUGGUUUGAACCAGGACCAAUCGCAAAGUUCCAAUGUCAACUCCAAUGUAAAUGGGCAAAUUAAUCAGAGCUCGGCUGCACAUGAUAACAAGCAUAGAGCAAAUCAUGCUUCGAGGGGACACAUUAACCAGUCCAUGAAUCAUAGAAGGGAAAGGGAGAAAGAGUGCAGUGAAAAUCACGGGGUGAAGGAGGAGGUGAAAGAUCCAAAUUUGCCGCAGCUUGUGCAAGAAAUUCAGGAUAAGCUUGUGAAGAGCUCUGUUGAGUGCAUGAUUUGUUAUGAUGUGGUCCGGAGGUCUGCGCCAAUGUGGUCUUGCCCAAGUUGUUACUCAAUUUUCCACCUGAAUUGUAUCAAGAAGUGGGCUAAGGCACCCACAUCUGUGGAUUUGGUUGUGGAGAAGAACCAAGGUUUUAAUUGGAGGUGUCCAGGUUGCCAAUCUGUCCAAUUAACACCAUUGAGGGAUAUUCAGUAUGUUUGUUUUUGUGGAAAGAGGACAGACCCCCCUUCUGAUAUGUAUUUGACACCGCAUUCUUGCGGAGAACCAUGUGGGAAGCCACUCGAGAAGGAGCCUUUAGUUGCUGGUAGGACUAAGGAAGAAUCUUGCCCUCAUGUUUGUGUUUUGCAGUGUCACCCUGGUCCAUGCCCUCCUUGCAAGGCAUUUGCUCCACCACGACAGUGUCCAUGUGGGAAGAAGGUUAUUACAACCAGAUGCUCUGAUAGGAAGUCGGUUCUUACUUGUGGACAGCUCUGUGAUAAGGUUCUUGAGUGUAAGCGACAUCGGUGUGAGUGGAUAUGCCAUGUGGGCUCUUGUGAUCCAUGCCAAGUUUUAAUCAAUGCCCCCUGUUUCUGCAAGAAAAAGGUAGAAGUUGUCAUCUGUGGAGAAAUGGCUGUGAGGGGAGAAGUGAAAGCAGAAGAUGGUGUCUUUUCUUGUACUUUAACUUGUGGAAAGAAGCUUAGUUGUGGUAAUCAUGCUUGUGCUGAGGCUUGCCAUCCUGGUCCAUGUGGGGAUUGUGUGCUGAUGCCAAGUAGGAUUAAGACUUGCUAUUGUGGGAAAACAAGCUUGCAGGAGCAAAGGCAGAGUUGCAUGGACCCAAUUCCAACUUGUUCACAGAUAUGCAACAAACUCCUUCCAUGUCAAGUUCACCACUGUGACCAACUGUGUCAUGCUGGGGCUUGUCCACCUUGUUCAGUUCUUGUAACACAAAAAUGCCGUUGUGGAUCAACUUCUCGGAGAGUGGAAUGCUACAAAACAACAAUGGAGAAUGAGAGAUUUGUAUGCGAAAAGCCUUGUGGGCGUAAGAAGAACUGUGGUAGGCAUCGGUGUAGUGAGCGUUGCUGUCCUCUCUCAAAUUCAAACAAUCUGCCUUCGGGGGAGUGGGAUCCACACUUCUGCCAAAUGGGAUGUGGGAAGAAGCUAAGGUGUGGGCAGCAUUCUUGUGAAUCACUAUGUCAUAGUGGCCAUUGCCCUCCAUGCCUUGAAACAAUCUUCAGCGAUUUGACAUGUGCAUGUGGGAGAACUUCAAUCCCUCCUCCAUUGCCAUGUGGUACACCUCCUCCUUCAUGCCAACUGCCAUGCUCGUUUCCACAACCUUGUGGUCAUACGUCUUCUCACAGCUGUCACUUUGGUGACUGCCCGCCUUGUUCAGUGCCAGUAGCGAAGGAGUGCAUUGGUGGCCAUGUUGUUCUCAGAAACAUACCUUGUGGAUCAAAGGAUAUUAGAUGCAAUAAGCUUUGUGGCAAGACCAGGCAGUGUGGCAUUCAUGCAUGUGGUAGAACCUGUCACCCACCUCCUUGUGACACUACUUGUGGAUCUGAAACAGGUUCCAAGACUUCUUGUGGACAGACAUGCGGUGCCCCUCGUAAAGAUUGCAGGCAUACAUGUACUGCUCCUUGUCACCCUUCCGCACCAUGUCCUGAUGUUAGGUGUGAAUUCCCAGUGACAACCACCUGUUCUUGUGGCCGGAUAACAGCGUCCGUUCAUUGUGAUGUUGGGGGAAGCACUAGUGGUUCCUAUACUGGCACUGUUUCUGAAGCUUUGAUGGUCCAGAAAUCGCUAAUGGAAUCAAAUGGCAAGAAGAUUCCUCUUGGGCAGAGGAAGCUUGUGUGUGAUGAUGAAUGUGCUAAGUUGGAACGCAAACGGGUUCUUGCAGAUGCUUUUGAAAUUACUCCCCCCAACUUGGAUGCUCUUCAUUUUGGGGAGAACCCUUCUACAUUUGAAUUACUUGCUGAUUUAUAUAGGCGUGACCCGAAGUGGGUAUUAUCUGUGGAGGAGAGAUGUAUGUUCUUGGUACUUGGAAAGAACAGAGGAAGUACAAGUGGUCUUAAAGUCCAUGUUUUCUGCCCAAUGCUGAAGGAUAAGAGAGAUGCAGUCAAGCUUAUAGCUGAGAGAUGGAAGCUUGCAGUCAAUGCUGCUGGUUGGGAGCCAAAGCGUUUUAUUGUGGUUCAAGUCACCCCCAAAUCCAAGCCUCCAGCCCGUGUUAUUGGGAUCAAGGGUUCUACCACUAUUGGUGCACCCCAUAUGCCAAUUUUUGAUCCUUUGGUUGACAUGGAUCCAAGGCUUGUUGUUUCUUUUCUAGAUUUGCCUCAUGAAGCGGAUAUAAGUGCAUUAGUUCUGAGGUUUGGGGGGGAAUGUGAACUUGUUUGGUUGAAUGACAAGAAUGCAUUGGCUGUCUUCAGUGAUCCUGCAAGAGCAGCUACUGCUAUGAGGAGGUUGGAUCAUGGAUCAGUUUAUCAAGGUGCUGUUAUGGUUGUUCACAGUGGUGGUGCAUCAGUAGCUUCUCCAGCUACUACUGCAUGGGGAAGAGCAGGGCCAAGUUCAAAUUUAAGGGGUAAUCCAUGGAAGAAAGCUGUUGUUCAGGAAGCUGGGUGCAGGGAAGAUUCAUGGAGUGGUGAAGAGUGGUCUAGUGGAUCCUCAGACCUACAUGUAUCUGUGUGGAAGGGGACGGAUGCUCCAAUUGCUGCUUCAAUAAAUCGUUGGAGUAUUCUAGAUUCUAGAACAUCUGCAAACUCAUCGGCUGCCGUGGUUAGAACUGAGAAUCCUUCAAAACAGCCUGGAGAUUUUUCCAAUUCAGGGUUGGAUGGAGUUGCAAGCAAUUCUACUUCAGUAAGCCAGCCUGGAGGAGGCUCUGGUCAAAUUGAGGUAUCUGAUUCAGAAGUUGUGGACGACUGGGAGAAGGCUUAUGAAUGAGAACACGUUGUCUCCGAGCUUUUUGGACAGGGAUACAGGAUUUCAUGUAUCAACAUUUUUGGAAGAAAUUUUCAUUUUUGUUGUUUGUUAUCACAGUUUCCUCAGCAUUUGUUACUCAAAAGUGUAUUAUGGGUCUGGGGAAAUAUUUUUCUGAUCCUUUAUUUUAAUUAAUGGAAAGAAUUCUUUGCGGUUUUAUUGAAUUAGC